AUGAACGGACAGGAAGCCAUUGCAAUAGUGGGGGUCGGUUGCAAGUUUCCUGGAGCUGAUGGUUUGGAGGAAUUUUGGCGAGUUCUUAAAAAUGGCGAAGAUCAUGUCCAGGAUAUACCAAAAGAAAGGUUUAAUGUUGACGCCUUUUUUGACAUUGAUCCUGAUGCACCUGGUACAACAUAUAUAAGGAAAGCCGGAAUCGUUUCAGGAAUCAGUGAAUGGGAUAACAGAUUUUUUGGAAUUGGGGAGAAUGAAGCGAAGAAAAUGGACCCCCAACAACAGAUAGUUCUGGAAUGUGUCUACAGAGCUAUGGAAGAUGGCGGAUUUACAAAGUCAGACUUUAAUCAAUCAGACACAGGAGUGUAUUUAGGUGUAAUGAAUGGCGAAUAUGAAGAUGUAGCCGUACAUGAUUUGAAGCAAAUGACCAAUUACUCGGUGACUGGACUUAGUAGGAGCAUCAUAUCAGCCAGAGUGGCCUACUUUUUAAACCUUCACGGUCCGGCAAUUACUCUGGAUACGGCUUGCUCUUCUUCCCUUGUUGCGAUUCACACAGCGGAACAAGCCAUCAAAUCCGGAGAGGUAGAAAUGGCUAUAUGUGGAGGAGUCAAUAUCCUAUUAGGCCCAACAAUGCCGAUCGUAUUGUCAAAAGCAAGAAUGGCCUCAAAGACUGGAAAAUGCCACACUUUUUCUAAGAAUGCUGAUGGAUAUACCAGAGGAGAGGGAUGCGGGAUCGUGAUUCUGAAACGACUUGGUGAUGCUAUCCGUGACAACAACAAGAUUUGGGCGAUCAUAGCCACCGCCUGUAACCAAGACGGACAGGAGAAUUCCCCAAUUACGGCACCCUCGGGUGUUCAACAGGUCAAACUCUUGGAGAGAAUUUUCAAAAAAACAGCAAUACAUCCCAGCAGUAUACAGUACAUAGAAGCUCACGGCACUGGUACUCCUGUCGGUGAUCCAAUAGAGGUCAAUGCUUUGGGAGAUUUCUUUAGUUCCAAUUUUAAUGGCCACAACAUCAGAAUUGGAUCCGUGAAAACUAAUAUAGGGCAUCUUGAAUCGGCUGCAGGUGUUGCGGGACUCAUCAAAGUCCUCUUAAUGAUGAAACAUGGUCAAUUUGUGCCAUCUUUGAAUGCAGAAGAAUUAAACGAAAACAUUCCGUUUGAAAAAUACAGAUUUGUAGUUGGCAAAGACAAUGCAGAAUGGAAAAAAGAUCUCCAAGGCUGUAGAUUAGCAUCUAUCAAUUGUUUUGGUUUCGGUGGCACCAAUUCACAUGCAAUAGUAUACCAAAUAGAAAAUCUUAGUUUACUUCGUAAAACAAACAAAGACUCUAACAAAGAUGUCUUAUUUCCCAAUCAUAGAGUAGUUGUGGUUUCUGCAGUUACACGAAAAUCAUUGAAAGAAAUAGUCCAAGACCUAAGGCAAAAUCUCAAUGAAAAGUUAGAGGAUAUAUCGUAUACAUCUGUUCUUCGUAGGGAGCAUUUCAAAUAUCGUGAAUUGAUAGUUGCAAAUUCAAUAAGCAAUCUAAAUGAUCAGUUGAAAUACGUUGCAAUAAAUGAUGACCAAACUGUUUCUAAAACGUUUUCUAAGUCACAAAAUAUAGUAUUUGUCUUCUGUGGUGUGGGGACAACAUGGACAGGUAUGUGUGCAGAAAUGAUCGCAAAAAAUCCUGUGUUCAGAAAAUGUGUCAUUGAAAUCGACACGUACUUAGAAAAGCUAAAUGCAAACAUGUCCAUAUAUAAAACUAUUCAAAACAGCGAUGAAAUUUAUGACAAUCCAAUGAAAACACACGUAGCAAUUUUUACUAUACAAAUUGCUCUCGCUGCAUCUUGGAGACACAUAGGUAUAAGUCCUUCCGCAGUUGUCGGGCAAUCCGUAGGUGAAGUGGCUGCAGCCUACGAGUGUGGUUCACUUUCACUUGAAGAUGCUGUUACAGUUAUUUAUCACAGGUCACUUGCAUUAACAACUUGUCAAAGUGGUGCUAUGAUGGUCAUUCGAAAUUGUCCAACUGCGGAGGUAAACCAAGCAUGUACAGAACUUUCUAGAGAUAGUAGAAAUAAAGUCAAUAUUGCCGUUUACAACAGCGGAGAGUCGAGCACAGUAUCUGGAGAUAAAGAAGCGCUUGAAAGAUUAAAGACACGUUUGCCAAAUGAUGCUUUAUUCAUUCCUCUGAAUGCUCCAUGUGCAUACCACAGCCAUCACACAAAACAGGCCAGUGAACGCCUCUUCGAAAUACUGCAAAGACUUCGACCAAACACACCGCGAGUUCGAAUCUUUUCAACGGUAGAAGGAAAGGAAAUUCAGAAUGACUUUGCUACAGCAAAGUAUUGGGCAUCCAAUGUUUUACAACCCGUGCUCUUUAUGCAAGGGAUGAAGUCAGUCAAGAAUGAAUUGAAAGACGUUAUCUUUUUAGAGAUAGGACCCCGGCCUGUAUUCCAGGCACACGUUUCAAAUGUUUUUCCUGAUGACGAUGUUACAGUCCUUCCCUCUGUUCAGAAAAAUAACGAUACCAAAACAUUUUUUAAUUCACUGAAUGCAUUGUUUGGAAAAGGUGUUACACCGUUGUGGGAAAAUGUAACUGAAAUGGAUGGGUGUCUCUGCACAUUUCCACGGUAUAUAUUCAACAGGCUAGAUUUCAGUCUGAACUCGGACAUGAUCAAUCGACUGACACAGGAAAACAGUUUGGAAGGACAUUCUGGUCGAAUGAUUAGGUUUAUACCAGGAAGCAACGGGAAAUUUAAUAUCUACAUUUCAAGGUCAAACACACCAUUUGUAUAUGAGCAUGUGGUAGAAAACAGAAUAAUUGUACCAGGGGCAUUAUAUGGCGAGACUGCACUUGAAAUAGGGAGAAUUUUGUUGACUGGGAAUGUAAAAGAUCUUGAAAUUUCAUGGAAAAUAAAGAGGCCUUUGGAAAUUGCCAUGAACGAGCAAAAGUCUCUUCACAUCGACACUGAUUUAGUUUCACCACAGAGAGUUGACUUUAAGGUCCGGGAAUCACAAAGUCCCUGGAUAUUAGCUGAGGGAAAGGUGAUGCAUGUGGAACAAGUACAUUCUGUAACACUUGAUGUGGCUGGUGUCGGAACAAGACUUGCAAAAAAUUCCAGUAAUGAUAUCUACAAGUUCCUUAAUUCAUUGGGUUUCAAACAUGGUCCAUCUUUCCGAAUAAUAUCUGAGUUUCAGACAUCAAAAAAUGAAUGCCUUGCAGAAAUUGUUUUAACAAAAAAUGUCCAAAUGGAUAUACCAAGAGCCUGUUUUCAUCCUGUCCUCAUUGAUGGAAUGUUUCAGUCUUGUAUAAAUCCAAACUUGCAAUCAGGUUUUUAUCACAAAUCCCGUAUUCUUCCCACUGAGGUUAAGAAAUUUAGAGUAAAACAAGCACCAACAUCGAAGAUGUCUUGUUUUUCAAGAUUGGUGCUGACUGAUAAUUCAAAACUAGUGUCAAAUGCAAUACUUGUGCGAGAGAAUGGACUAGUUGUAGCAGAGAUGGAAGGAUUUGAAAUGAAGAUAAUUUCUGACGAAGUUGAUAUUCAUAGGCUUUUCUAUGAAGAAAAAUGGCAGGAAAUCACUCUCCCUACAAAUAACUUUUCAUUCAGUAAUCCAAGUUUGGUGUUUUCGUGGAAUACGAAAGCGAUAGUUGAAGCUAGGGAGACUCUUUGUAGAACUUGCUCAAAUUUAGAUAUUGUCAGUCUUACAUGCGACGCAGAAAGCGAAAAUUUCUUUUCAUCAUUGAAAGAAAAGAGAGAUGUUGAUUUAUACUUUGUUCCUGGUUUUUCAAAAGCUGAAAACGAUGCUAAUGGGAAUCACGUAUUAGAAGUUGUGAAAAAGUCAUCCCACAUUCUUUUGAAGGUACUUCAAGAAAUAGAUAUGCAAAGCAUGAGUUUAUGUGUUAUUACAGAAUGGACACAGGGUGGUGAAGAGAGGGAAAUCUAUGGAAUUUUUGGAUCAGAACUCUGGGGAAUCAGUCGAUCAUUUCAAAAGGAACACCCUGAAUUUAAGCUCAUAAUGAUAGAUCUCCAUGGAAACUUGAACGACCUCCAAAAUUCAUUUCUGACAGUAAUCAAUGCUGUGAAAAAUGACAAGCAAAAUGAACUACCUCGAGAAUACAUCAUAUCAGCAACGGGAGUGCUUUCAAAAGAGAUUCAAAAUAUGCCAUUGAAUUAUUUUGACAAUACUGUCAAAACAAUUGAACCCUCAACGGAAAACGCGUUUUCUGUGCGGAAAAGGUCAGAGUUAGACAAUAACACUUUAUUUCUAGUUCCAAGCUUAGAAUCUUCAAACACUGACAAGGAAAAUUGCAAUGUUUCGAUCCAGGAAGCAUUGUUGUGUUCCAAAAACGAGUUAUUUCUGCAACAAAAAACAAUACCGAUCACAAAUUAUUGGGGUAAAAGUUUUGAUAUCGGUACUGCUGUAGUAGCAUGUGAGUUUAUAGGACAUUUAACAAAAAAUGGGAUACAAGUUGUCGGAUGUUGUCUUAUCAAUGUAGCCAGCACUAUUAAAGUAAACAGGCUUUGUAUAUGUGAACUAUCAGAGGUACCGUUUUACAGGACAGGAAUGUUUUUAAACACUGUUGUUGCAAUGUGUUUGGCUGGCAAAAUCGACAAAAAGAAUCAUGUCUUCAUACUAUAUGACAAGCAAUGCAAGGAUAUCACAGACAUUCUGAAAGCAUUGCUACAAAAGAAACAUUGUAUAGUAUUAACAGAAGUAUUUGACGCUUCAAAGGACAGUCAAGACCCAACAGCAUCAAACCUAAUCGUGCUCUCAAAACAGGUGGUGUGUUCCUUCGACGUUAUUGUGAAGUGGUUUCCAAAGCUUCAACAAUUACUCAGUAUAAAGGGUUUUUUGCCAUUGUCUACAACAUCAAACAAUCCAAUAAAUUACCCAAGCAGAAAAUCGUGCUUGAUCGAUGUUUUUGAAAUAUGUGAGCCAACAAACAUGCAAAAACAAUUUAUACAGGCAAAACGUAUCCUGCUUGAAAAUAGAGAUAUUGUUUCGCGGAUGUCCCCACAAAGUUCAGAUUGCAUUUUGAACCUAUCGUCAAUGAAAGGAUCUACGAAAAUAGAAGUUCCAAAUGAAUUGUUAGUAAGGAAAGACUCCGCAUACAUUGUUAUAGGUGGACUGUCGGGUCUAGGUUGGGAAGUAACGAAAUUUUUGGCCGCUCGUGGUGCAAAAGUGGUCAUAAGUUUAUCAAGACGCACUCCAUCUGAUGUAGAGAAUCGGCGCAUAGAAAACACCAAGAAUAUCCGAAAUUCAGUCAUCCUGCAUGACAAAGUAGAUAUAACUCAAAGAAAAGACUUAGAGCACGUCUUUUCCAAACUUGCACGUCAGCUUGAAGAUACCAAAAUUCGUGGAGUUUUUCACGGCGCAGGGGUUCUGCGGGAUCAACCCAUUAGCAAGAUGACAAAUGAAACAUUUGAUAUUCCUUUGAUACCGAAAAUAUUAGGUACGUGGAAUUUGCAUCUCGUGACAAAAGACAUGGAUCUGGAUUACUUUGUCAUGCAUUCAAGUAUUGUGUCUCUUUUUGGCAAUAAAAGCCAAGCCAACUAUGCUGCAGGAAAUGCGUUUAUGGAUGCAUUUGCUUAUUACAGACGUUCGACUGGAAAGGCAGCACAGGUGAUAAACUGGGGAUUACUUGCAGUCGGAAUGGGAGCAGAUCAAAAUAUUCAGUCAGUGAAUGCUAUGAAUGGUUUUUAUGCUUUACCAAAACAUAAAAUAAUUUUUGCAUUGAAUCACGCAUUGGUUUCAAACAGAGUACAAUUUGCUUUUGCCGACAUCAAUAUGUCUUUAUCGUCUGAAGGUUUGGCGAAAGAGGGAAAAGAAUUUAAACAAAAUAACAAGCAGACAACGAUUCCAGAUUUAAACCUUGUUAAUAAAGAAUCAUCCCAAAGUAAAGAAGAGUUGCUUCAAUCUUGGGUUGAUUUUGUCAAAUUGUCUGCUUCUUUGGUUUUGUCCGUUGACCAUUCAGAAAUAAAGGAUUCGUCAAUUCUUCUAGAUUUUGGUUUGGAUUCACAGAAAGCAAUAGAGCUCAUCAAUUAUUUAUUUGAAUCUAGUCAUAUUCGGCUACCUGUCGUUUAUUUAAUGUCAGGAAAAAACACAGUAGUUGAAAUAGCUGAAUAUUUCCUUUCCAGAAUGUCAAAAGUAGACGUAACAAAAGAUGAUGAUUACAUAUACGAAAGUUUGUCAUAUCUGGAGCAACAUUAUCUAGAAUUACAAGAAAACGAUCCAGAUAAUCCGCAUUUAUUAAUUACAGUAGACUUCACUGUGUUUUGGGAAUUGAAUUGCGUAGAAACAUGGAAGAUUUCUCUCCUUAAUCUGAUUGCAUUCAAUCCAGAAUGCAGAACAAUACUUCAAGAGACUGAGCCUGGUAUGAAGCGUGGUAACAAAAGAAAGUGCAUCAUAGAUAUUGAAGAUGUUUGCUUCAAUUUUAUCACAGUUUCUUCAAAGUCCGAAUUGGAAAAGGUGUCGAGCGGCAUAUCAAAGUUUGAUCCAUACGAAGAUAUUCCCAUAAAAGCUAUCUUUUGGAAGUCUUCAGGAUUCGGUGUUCUCAGAAUUUUGUUGAACCACAGCAACUUCGAUAACGGAUGUGUUAGGGUUAUCGCAAAAGAUCUGGAAUAUAUUACCACACAAAACCUAUUCCAUCGACGUUUUUCAGAAGUAAUUGUGCGUCAGCCAAUAGACUCAGCUUUGUUGAUGGAAAAGCAUUUGAAUGAACGAAUAGACGAACUAAGGACUUACUGGAACCAGGAGCUUUCAAAAUGCAGAGAACCACAAAGUUUUCGACUGAUUGAAAAAGUAGAAGAUGAAAGAGGUUCAAAUAUAAGUGAAGUGAUCAGGAAACACUUUGAAGUCAAUCAAUUACAAAAACUGGAAGAGGUGGCAACAAGACAUCAAAUUACUCUAUUUUCGCUAUUUUGUACCGCUUUUCAACUAUCGCUUCAAAAGCAAUUGAACUGUCAAAGACCAUGUGUAAUCACCGCGGUGGAUACUAGAUUACAUUUCCCAGAAUUUCUUGAACGACCAACUCUGUGCGUUAAUUACAUUCCCAUCGUUUCACCAGAUCUGUCAAACCCAAAGUCCACGUUGCAUGAUAUUCUGAACGAAAAUAAAACUGUUAUUGCUGAAGGAGUGUCCAGAAGUCUUUUUCCUUUCAAACUCUUGAAGGAAUUGCCCAAUUUUAAAGAAGAAUUACACACAGUCCACUCGAUAAUAAUGGAAGACUUGACAAUUUGGAAAGCUUUCAACAUUUCGCAUAUUAAGUUGUCGAAUUUCAGUGUGGAGCAAGAUUCAUCAUAUGAAACAAAUCUGAGUGUUAUCAUUCAGCCAGACAGGUCUCUGGAGCUUAGAAUGAGGUAUUCCGUGGAAACAGUUGGGAGAUAUUAUGCAGAAAACAUUCUUGAAAAUAUUGAGAUGAUCCUAGGAUAUAUUGUGUCAGAUUUUAACUUUUGCAUCAACACUUGGCGUUCCUUUUGCAAAAUGGAGCAGAAAAUAGAAAGUUCAACAUAUGAACAUUUCUUCCUGUACGACAGAAAGGGAAAAGCAACGGAAAAGAAAAUAGAGAUAAGACAACAUCCUACUUUCACAUUGGAGUGGGGUAAACGCCGAAAAAGAAAAGUCUGCAUUUCAGAGAUAAAGUUUAUCAGGGGCUUCAACACUGAAGAUUUCUAUGGAAUAUUUCUUAAGACCUCGGAUUCAGGACUCCGUUUUGCAGUUAAAGAUCGAAGAACUCGUGACGCCUGGAUUGCUGUUCUCAGGAGGAAAAAGUCCGAAUACUGUGAAGAACCAUUCGAGUGCACUAAACUGUGA
Messenger RNA from Saccostrea echinata, 7791 nucleotides. RefSeq names its product mycocerosic acid synthase-like. Lineage: Eukaryota; Metazoa; Mollusca; Bivalvia; Ostreida; Ostreidae. Gene Ontology annotation, biological process: fatty acid biosynthetic process. Gene Ontology annotation, molecular function: 3-oxoacyl-[acyl-carrier-protein] synthase activity; fatty acid synthase activity. The record is from RefSeq and is a predicted model, not a curated record. The coding region runs from base 1 to 7791 and encodes 2596 amino acids. The transcript has 8 exons.